CUCAACAGGCGGAUUUACUGCGUCACUUCCUCUGCUGCCAGUCAGUUCGUGUUACUGUGCUUUUAAGAUAUUUCGAGUAAAACUCAAUCGCAUCAAUGAGUUCUCAAAUCAGUCCAGCGGAUAUUACAGCACAGAAGACAGAAAUUACAGAAUCUGUGCCAUCAUCAUCAUCAUCAUCAUCAGCGGAGGAAUUAAAGAUCAGUGCAGAUGAAAAGAGAAAGAAAAGAAAACGAGAUCCAGAAGACGAAGAACUCAAUAAAAACAGCCGAGAUGAAGAGGAAAAACCAAAACUACAGCCCGAGGAAGAGGAAGAACUGAAUAAAAACAGCAGAGAUGAAGAGGAAAAACCAAAACUACAGCCCGAGGAAGAUGAAGAACUGAAUAAAAACAGCAGAGAUGAAGAGGAAAAACCAAAACUACAGCCCGAGGAAGAUGAAGAACUGAAUAAAAACAGCAGAGAUGAAGAGGAAAAACCAAAACUACAGCCCGAGGAAGAGGAAGAACUGAAUAAAAACAGCAGAGAUGAAGAGGAAAAACCAAAACUACAGCCCGAGGAAGAUGAAGAACUCAAUAAAAACAGCAGAGAUGAAGAGGAAAAACCAAAACUACAGCCCGAGGAAGAUGAAGAACUCAAUAAAAACAGCAGAGAUGAAGAGGAAAAACCAAAACUACAGCCAGAGGAAGAUGAAGAACUGAAUAAAAACAGCAGAGAUGAAGAGGAAAAACCAAAACUACAGCCCGAGGAAGAUGAAGAACUCAAUAAAAACAGCAGAGAUGAAGAGGAAAAGGGAGAACAGCAUCCAGAUGAAAAGGAAGAUCUGAAAGAAAAGUUAUCAAUAACUGAAAUUAUUUCAUACUCAAAAAGAUGGAAAGGCACAAUAAAGAGAGGUAAGACCUAUUUGACAAGGGCGUAGCUUUGCUUUUGAUGUUGGUGAGGAUGUAAUGCUUUGAAAUAUUGAGUUACUCCCCAAAGAUCUUUUUAUGGCAAGUAAUGUGUUUCAUUACUUUUGCGUUACUUUUUCUGACUUACUGAGGCUUGAUCUCUGCAGUCAACAACACUAUAACCUUCAUUUACUGUAAAAAUCAGUCAUAAUAAUAAAGAAUAAUGUCAUCUAAUGAAAGCUUCCUGAGGCAGAGCUCUACAUGCCAUGUACAGAUUAAUGACAGCGUAAAGCGGUGUGUUUGCUGUUUUUAGUCUCAUUAGUGCAGUAAAUCAGUGUGCACUGAGACUAUAACACCUUUUUCCUUUUCUCCAUGUGUUCAGAAUAACGAGAAUACUUCCAGCUUUGUAGUAAUGUAAGCCAAAGCCAUCCUGCUUUCUGUCUGCCGUCUCUAAUGGAUUCAGUGUGACCUCGCUCAAUUAAAUUCAGCUAUUUUUUUAAGUUAUUUUUUUUAAAGGAACUCAAAUAUUAUUACUAUUUUUUAAUGUAGGCUGAUGUCUUACUUUACUUGUUACUUAGAAAAAUCAUAUUAUUAUGCAACUCAUAGUACUUGAUGCGGUUGCCCAAACACUAGAGGCGUGCGAUGCAAUAACAUUGUGUCUUGACUGCUGCUGUUUUAUUUUAAUCAUUAAUGACAGUUGACUGAGCAUUUGCAUUAUUAUUAUGGGAUAUUUCAAUAAUCUGUGGCUAUUGAUACUCUGAUCAAGCUAAUUCUACGCCCUUGCUAUUUGAAAUAACCGAUCCUUCAUUUAAGGGGACUUUAUUUAUAUUUAAUAAAUGCCGCCUUGAUGAACAAAAUAAUUUAAUAAAAGAAUUCUAAUCAAAUUUUUAAUAAAAUAAUAAAUAAACUGACCCCAAACUUUUGAUUGGUGGUGUAGAUCAGUGGGUUAGUUUAUUAAAAUAAUUUAAUAAAAGAAUUCUAAUCAAAUUUUUAAUAAAAUAAUAAACAAACUGACCCCAAACUUUUGAUUGGUGGUGUAGAUCAGUGGGUUAGUUUAUUAAAAUAAUUUAAUAAAAGAAUUCUAAUCAAAUUUUUAAUAAAAUAAUAAACAAACUGACCCCAAACUUUUGAUUGGUGGUGUAGAUCAGUGGGUUAGUUUAUUAAAAUAAUUUAAUGUGCAUGUUGAAUAUAAUAGACAUUUGUUGAUUGGCUGUGCCUUACCCUGGAUGUUGUUCACCCUCUGCCUAUGCAUAUCCAUCUUAUUUCUGUGUUGUUUUAUGUGGCUUUACAGUCAGUUGCCUAUUGGAAUUAUUUCCUACAAUUAUCAGAUGAUUUGGGGUGCUGUGUGCACUUAAUUGUGCUCGCAAACCAUUUACAUGACCUCCAUUUCCCAGCUGAGUGAAAUGUACUUGUAUACCAUCUCUAUAACUGUAUUUAUUUUAUUUAAGAUCAUUUAUAAUGUUUUUUAGAGCUGUAAAGCACUCCAGAAUCUGCCAGAUGAUUAGUAGCCCUUAUUUGGUCACCGCCGGUGGUUGCUAUGACACGCGAACAAAACAACAAAGUUUGGCCACGCCUCCCCAUGGGUGACGUCACUGAAACUACGUAUAUGUCAGUCCAUGCUUCGAAUGCCAAAAGAUUUUCUGGAGGACUCUGAGUUCGACUGAGCUGAAUUGAAAGCAAACGAAACAACUUGACAGAGACAUAGCCUACUCCUUUAAAACUCACAUAAACUGAUUUAAAAUGACUUCAAACAAGAAAUUGAAGAACAUGACUGUUAAAGAUCGGAAACGUAAAGUCUGUGAUGAAAAUGAAGAAGUUGGCCACAUUCGACUGGUCUUCUCAGGAGAACUGUUGGAGGAUGAAUACACACUUGGUUGUUAUUACAUUUACUCCAAAUGCAGCAUUUCUAAGGCUUCGCGCUUAUAUGUUGGAAAAACAGAUCCGGAUUCAGAUGAAGGUAGUCCAAUCCCCAGAAGUACAUCUAUGGAACUACUGAUUCCAUUGAAGAAACCAGAAUCAGAAGUUUCUUUUCUAGAAUAAGCAGGGAUUGAUUGUUAUAUGACUAUAUAAGGGAAACGCUGCAUCAGGAGAGCCGACGUUUUGUGUGAACUUUAAAUUCUACUUUUAAAAGAAUUUAAUUGCUCAGUUUUUUCCCCUUUAUAUUUUGUUCUGUUGUUUUUUUUUUUAUUUGUUCAUUUUCAUUAUUGUACGUUGUUUGCCAUUUAAAGUUGGCACAAAGCUGUUUCUUUGUGGUCUGAAAGUUAUACCCGAGUAUGGAGGGAGGAGAAGGUUUGGGUACAGUAAGCUCUGUCCUGUGCAAUUCAUUUAAAGUUUAUUUUUAUAGCAUUUUUUACAAUCAUGAUUAUUUCAAAACAGCUUUAAAAAUGGUACACAUUAUUGCAUUACAAUCAAAUAUAUGUUAUUAUAUACAGACAAAAUUAAACUGCAGUUUAAUUGCAUAAACGUGAUGUUUAUUUGUACAUGUUUACUGAAGUGUAUUUGUGUAUUAAAUGUGUGUGUUGUCCUGGAA
Messenger RNA from Danio rerio (zebrafish), 3412 nucleotides. Lineage: Eukaryota; Metazoa; Chordata; Actinopteri; Cypriniformes; Danionidae. The record is from RefSeq and is a predicted model, not a curated record.